Cuculus canorus (common cuckoo) is the source of this 2925-nucleotide messenger RNA. RefSeq names its product RAC-beta serine/threonine-protein kinase. Bases 832 to 2277 code for a protein of 481 amino acids. The transcript has 14 exons. NCBI's taxonomy places the organism in Eukaryota, Metazoa, Chordata, Aves, Cuculiformes, Cuculidae. Gene Ontology annotation, biological process: protein phosphorylation. Gene Ontology annotation, molecular function: protein serine/threonine kinase activity; ATP binding. The record is from RefSeq and is a predicted model, not a curated record.
ACCCCUUUGGCUUUACCUUUCGGAAGUCGGGGGUUUCAUUUUUCCUGGGAUUUUCCAUCCGGUGACUCCGAGUUAAGGUGGGAAUUUCGGAGCUGGGAAUUCCGGUGACUCCGAGUUAAGGUGGGAGAUUUCGGAGCUGGGAAUUCCGGUGACUCCGAGUUAAGGUGGGAGAUUUCGGAGCUGGGAAUUCCAGUGACUCCGAGUUAAGGUGGGAGAUUUCAGCGCUGGGAAUUCCGGUGACUCCGAGUUAAGGUGGGAGAUUUCAGCGCUGGGAAUUCCGGUGACUCCGAGUUAAGGUGGGAGAUUUCGGAGCUGGGAAUUCCGGUGACUCCGAGUUAAGGUGGGAGAUUUCGGAGCUGGGAAUUCCGGUGACUCCGAGUUAAGGUGGGAAUUUCACCGCUGGGAAUUCCGGUGACUCUGAGUUAAGGUGGGAGAUUUCGGAGCUGGGAAUUCCGGUGACUCCGAGUUAAGGUGGGAAUUUCGGAGCUGGGAAUUCCGGUGACUCCGAGUUAAGGUGGGAAUUUCACCGCUGGGAAUUCCGGUGACUCCGAGUUAAGGUGGGAGAUUUCAGCGCUGGGAAUUCCGGUGACUCCGAGUUAAGUUUUCCUUUAGCCCUUUGUUUUCCAAAGGGACACAGUUUCCCCCCAUCACCACUUUUCCAACCCUUCCUGAGGCUUUUGAACCCCUCAACGCUUGGAUCCACGGACGACGCCGACAAACUCAUCCGUCAUAAAAAUUCCAGGUUAUCCGUACUCCUCCGGCAGCCGCCGGCGUUAACCGCUUCCCGGAUCCGACGGCGGAAAAGAGGGGCUCCGCGCCCGCGGCCCCACCAUGAACGAAGUGGCGGUGGUCAAGGAAGGUUGGCUGCACAAAAGAGGGGAAUACAUCAAAACGUGGCGGCCCCGUUAUUUCCUGCUGAAGAGCGAUGGUUCCUUCAUCGGCUACAAAGAGCGGCCGGAGAGCAGCGAUCAAAGCUCGCCGCCACUGAAUAACUUCUCCGUGGCAGAGUGUCAACUGAUGAAGACGGAGCGGCCUCGGCCCAACACCUUUGUCAUCCGCUGCUUGCAGUGGACGACGGUCAUCGAGAGGACCUUCCACGUCGACUCUCCGGAAGAGCGGGAGGAGUGGAUGAGAGCCAUCCAGACGGUAGCCAACAGCCUGAAGAACCAGGAACCGCCAGGAGACGCCAUGGAUUACAAGUGCGGAUCUCCUACCGACGGCGCCGGCGCUGAGGAGAUGGAAGUGGCCGUCGGCAAAACCCGCGCCAAGGCUACCAUGAACGACUUCGAUUACCUGAAGCUCCUGGGAAAAGGCACCUUCGGCAAAGUCAUCCUGGUGCGGGAAAAGGCCACUGGCCGCUAUUACGCCAUGAAAAUCCUACGGAAAGAGGUCAUCAUCGCCAAAGACGAGGUGGCGCACACCGUUACGGAGAGCCGGGUGCUGCAGAACACCCGGCACCCCUUCCUCACCGCACUGAAAUACGCCUUUCAGACCAACGAUCGCCUCUGCUUCGUCAUGGAAUACGCCAACGGCGGAGAGCUUUUUUUCCACCUCUCGAGAGAACGCGUCUUCACGGAGGACCGAGCCCGUUUCUACGGAGCGGAAAUCGUCUCGGCGCUGGAAUACCUGCAUUCCCGGGAUGUGGUGUACAGGGAUAUUAAGCUGGAAAACCUCAUGUUGGACAAAGACGGUCACAUCAAAAUCACCGACUUCGGACUCUGCAAGGAAGGCAUCACCGACGGAGCCACCAUGAAGACCUUCUGCGGUACUCCGGAAUAUUUAGCUCCGGAGGUCUUGGAAGACAACGACUACGGCCGCGCCGUGGACUGGUGGGGCCUUGGGGUCGUCAUGUACGAGAUGAUGUGCGGCCGUUUGCCUUUCUACAACCAAGACCACGAGCGCCUCUUUGAGCUGAUCCUCAUGGAGGACAUCCGCUUCCCUCGUACCCUCAGUCCCGAAGCCAAAUCCCUACUGGCCGGGCUACUCAAGAAGGAUCCCAAACAGAGGCUCGGCGGAGGUCCCAGCGACGCUAAGGAGGUGAUGGAGCAUCGCUUCUUCGCCCCCAUCAACUGGCAGGAGGUGGUCCAGAAGAAGCUCAUCCCACCUUUCAAGCCUCAAGUGACGUCCGAGAUCGACACGCGGUACUUCGACGAUGAGUUCACCGCUCAGUCCAUCACCAUCACUCCUCCGGAUCGCUACGACAACAUGGGCUCCUUGGAUAACGACCAGCGGACGCACUUCCCCCAGUUCUCCUACUCGGCCAGCAUACGGGAGUAACCGGCGAGCAGGAUUCGGCCUCCCAGGAGGAAGAGGAAGAGGAAGAGGAAGAGGAAGAGGAAGAGGGAGGAUUUAGGGAUUUGCUCGUGGAGGAAUUUUUUGCCCAACCGAAGCGGGACUCUACGGUGCCUUCCAGAAGCCAUUCCCAUCCCAAGUGCUCUUUCUCCGGCACCGCUUUGUGCCUCCACCUUCCGACUGCUUUGGGUUUGAAUUCUUAAUUAUUAAUUAUUAAUUAUUAUUAUUAUUAAUUUUUUAAGUGCUCCGCAGCUUUUUAUCCCCUCUCCAAAAAAAAGAAUAACGAUGGUUUUGGAUCCCCUGGAAGUUCAACCUCGGGGAAAAUCUCUGCUCCCGGAUGGGAAAGAACAUCCUUUGGGGGGAAAUAAAUCCCACGGCGAAGUCGGGAGGUGCCCUGAGGAAAAGGGGGGACACCAGGAAAGGACCCCCCGAAACCACCAAUGGAACGAGCAGGGACCGAACCGCCCCUUCAACCCCGGGGAGCGAAAGGCCGGAAGGAAAAACGCCAUCUGCAAAGCAAUAGUUUGGCUUCUCCGACGCUUUCAAACCAGGAGUUACGGUGAUUCCGAGCGUAGCGGCUCCCCGAAUCCUUGGAAGCAUCACCGGAAUCAAUAACCUCCGGUGCCGGAAGAG